Messenger RNA from Xiphias gladius (swordfish), 689 nucleotides. RefSeq names its product BCL2 associated agonist of cell death b (gene badb). Gene Ontology annotation, biological process: apoptotic process. The transcript has 4 exons. Lineage: Eukaryota; Metazoa; Chordata; Actinopteri; Istiophoriformes; Xiphiidae. The coding region runs from base 167 to 670 and encodes 167 amino acids. The record is from RefSeq and is a predicted model, not a curated record.
GGCGGUGCAGUGACGCGCGGCGAUUGGGUGAGCGCGGAGCUAAAGUGUAAUGUACAGUAAAUAGACGAGACACCGAUAACAACAACAACAGCUGCGGCCGCAUGAGGCUAACUAAAAACACACUCGCACUUUUCGGGCUCGCACUAUAAAGACUUCGGAUGUCACAAUGGCUGCAAACUUCACUAUUUCAGACAGCGAGUCAGAGACGUCGGAGGAGGUAGAGGAAGUAGAGAAGAACCAAUCAUCAACAGGAGAAGAGCAGCAGGCUCCUGAACGCCACACCCUCACCCUUCCUAAGCUCAGAACGCCAGCAACCGGUCGAAUCAGGCUGAACUCAGAGUCCCACGCUUCCACUGUGUACAGAGACGAUGAGAUCCAGGCCAGGGGGGAAGAGGAAGCUGGCACGCCCACUGAUGGAGCUCCAUUCCGUGGACGAUCUAAGUCAGCUCCCCCUGCCCUGUGGGCGGCCAAGAAAUACGGCCAGCAGCUCCGAAGGAUGAGUGACGAGUUUGACAGCCUGCUCGACAAAGGGGAGAUGAGGAGGGUGAAGAGCGCUGGGACGGCCAGACAGAUGCACCACUCUAAAAGCUGGUGGAGCUACCUCUUUAGUCACCAGGAGACCGAAGGAGAAAACAACCACCAUGAAAACCACUCUCAACGCACUGAGUAGGCACUGAGAGUGGAAAGAG